AAACCUCACCAGCGGGUCGAUGGUGCUGAGGUCGGUGAAGGAGUCGGACAACGGGGAUUACAGAUUGACAGUCAACGCUACAGGCGUCUCCGCUCAAGUCUCAACGAAUCACACAUUGCACGCACUCGAACCGGUGGCGAAUGUCACCCUGCGAGCCAGCGAUUCUUCGCCCAGGGAACACUUCGACGCCGUCGUGUUGACGUGUAGCGCCCGGGGAACUCAACUGCAGCGGGAUUGGUUAUUUCACAAUGAUCCUGUCCGGGCGAAUUACAGGAUAACUAUAGCCGGUGACACGCUGCUCAUCGCCCGUGUACAGAGGACCGACACGGGAUGGUACACAUGCAUCGUAAGCAAUGGACUGAACAACGAAAGCGCGGAGACAUUUGUGAAUGUUUACCGUAAGUACAGAGACGCACAAAGUAUUUAGUAUGUAGGUAUGUUACAAAACCUACCUGAAUCGUGGUUGAGAAUCUGCCCCACCCCGUGUGCGCGAUUUUGCCGCUGUUUAGAGGGGGCGGGUUUAAAACACGAUUUUUACUAGGCUGUUGCAAUCGAAAAUGUUCAGCCUAG
Leucoraja erinaceus (little skate) is the source of this 570-nucleotide messenger RNA. RefSeq names its product carcinoembryonic antigen-related cell adhesion molecule 3-like. The record is from RefSeq and is a predicted model, not a curated record. The transcript has 2 exons. Bases 20 to 427 code for a protein of 135 amino acids. Lineage: Eukaryota; Metazoa; Chordata; Chondrichthyes; Rajiformes; Rajidae.